Messenger RNA from Prionailurus viverrinus (fishing cat), 7689 nucleotides. It is a transcript of the gene SNX29, whose product is annotated as sorting nexin 29. The coding region runs from base 76 to 2418 and encodes 780 amino acids. The record is from RefSeq and is a predicted model, not a curated record. The transcript has 21 exons. NCBI's taxonomy places the organism in Eukaryota, Metazoa, Chordata, Mammalia, Carnivora, Felidae. Gene Ontology annotation, molecular function: phosphatidylinositol binding.
CCUGUCUGGAGCCCGGCGGCGGCAGUGGCGGCAGCGGCGGCAGCGCGGCGCAGGCACCGGCCCGGGAGCAGCACCAUGAGCGGAUCACAGAACAAUGACUUGAAAAGACAGUUUCUGCUGGAGCGACUCCUGGAUGCAGUGAAACAGUGCCAGAUCCGCUUUGGAGGGAGAAAGGAGAUCGCCUCGGAUUCCGACAGCAGGGUGACCUGUCUGUGCGCCCAGUUUGAGGCCGUCCUGCAGCAUGGCCUGAAGAGGAGCCGGGGAUUGGCGCUCACGGCGGCCGCAAUCAAACAGGCAGCAGGCUUCGCCAGCAAAACAGAAACAGAGCCGGUGUUCUGGUUCUACGUGAAGGAGGUCCUCAGCAAGCACGAGCUGCCACGCUUCUACUCCCUGCGCCACAUCGCCUCAGACGUGGGCCGCGGCCGGGCCUGGCUCCGCUGUGCCCUCAACGAACACUCCCUAGAGCGGUACCUGCACAUGCUCCUGGCCGACCGCAGCAGGCUCAGCACUUUUUAUGAAGACUGGUCUUUUGUGAUGGAUGAAGAAAGGUCUAGCAUGCUUCCCACCAUGGCAGCUGGUCUGAACUCUAUCCUCUUCGCAAUUAACAUCGACAACAAGGACUUAAACGGGCAGAGUAAGUUUGCUCCUACCGUCUCAGACCUCUUGAAGGAGUCCACGCAGAACGUGACCUCCUUGCUGAAGGAAUCCACGCAAGGAGUGAGCAGCCUUUUCAGGGAGAUCACAGCGUCCUCUGCUGUCUCCAUCCUUAUCAAACCCGAGCAGGACACGGAGCCCCUGCCCGUCGUGUCCAAGCACGUCAGCACCGAUGCCAAAUGUAAAAAGGAGCGGAAGAAGAAGAAAAAGGUGACCAACAUCAUCUCGUUUGACGAUGACGAAGAGGAGAACUCUGGUGACGUUUUUAAGAAGAUACCCGGGGCCGGGGAGAGUUCAGAGGAGAACUCCGACCGCUCCUCGGUCAACAUUUUGUCGGCCUUUGAAAGCCCCUUCGGGCCAAAUUCCAACGGAAGUCAGAGUAGCAACUCAUGGAAAAUUGAUUCUCUGUCUUUGAACGGGGAGUUUGGGUACCAGAAGCUCGACGUGAAAAGCAUCGAUGAUGAGGAUGUGGAUAACAACGAGGAUGACGUGUACGGAGGGAGCAUGUCCGGAAGGAAGUGCCUGGGACACUCGGGGUCGCCUGAGAAGCCGCUGGAUGCGAACGCCCGCCUCGCCCAGAUGCACAGCUGGGCCCCGCUGCAGGUGCUCCAAGGUGACGCCGAUGUCCUCUUUCCGGUCAGCGGAGUGGGCUCAUAUGGCCCUGCAGAUGCCCCCCUUGGGAGCCUGGAGAACGGGACCGGACCAGAAGACCAUGUUCUCCCGGAGCCUGGGUCCCGGUACAGUGUGGAAGCCAGUCCUCCUGGCCAGGGAGGCCCUCUCAGCAGCCUGCUACCUUCCUCCUCGGUGCCAGAGUCGAUGACAAUUAACGAGCUGCGCCAAGCCAUCGUGGCCAUGAUGACCCGGAAAGACGAGCUGGAGGAAGAGAACAGGUCUUUGCGGAACCUGCUCGAUGGUGAGAUGGAGCAUUCUGCUGCACUCCGGCAGGAGGUUGACGCGUUGAAAAAGAAGGUGGCCGAGCAGGAAGAGCGGCACGUCACGAAGGUCCAGGCGCUGGCAAGAGAAAACGAGGUGCUCAAAGUCCAACUGAAGAAAUAUGUAGGAGCUGUCCAGAUGCUGAAAAGAGAAGGUCAAACAGCUGAAGCUGUCCCAAACCUUUGGAACGUUGAUGGAGAAGUUGCAGUCACUGAGCAGAAGCCGGGAGAAGUCGCCGAGGAGCUGGCGAGCUCCUACGAGAGAAAGCUCAUCGAGGUGGCGGAGAUGCACGGCGAGCUGAUUGAGUUCAACGAGCGCCUGCACAGGGCCCUGGUGGCCAAGGAAGCCCUCGUGUCCCAGAUGAGGCAGGAGCUCAUCGACCUGCGAGGGCCGGUGCCCGGAGAUUUGAGCCAAACAUCCGAAGACCAGAGUUUGUCGGAUUUUGAAAUAUCAAACCGGGCGCUGAUCAACGUCUGGAUCCCAUCAGUGUUUCUGCGGGGCAAAGCGGCGAAUGCCUUCCACGUGUAUCAGGUCUACAUCCGGAUAAAAGACGAUGAGUGGAACGUGUAUCGGCGGUACACAGAGUUCAGGGGUUUGCACCACAAGUUACAGAACAAGUACCCUCAAGUGAGGGGCUACAGUUUCCCACCCAAGAAGGCCAUUGGAAACAAGGAUGCCAAGUUUGUGGAGGAGCGGAGGAAGCAGCUGCAGAACUACCUGCGCAGCGUCAUGAAUAAGGUCAUCCAGGUGGCCCCCGAGUUUGCCGCCAGCCCCAAGAAGGAGACCCUGGUGCAGCUGAUGCCCUUCUUUGUCCAGGGCACGCUUCAGUGACGACGGGGGAGGAAAGCCACGGCCGGCCUGUUCUUUCACAGCCUUCAAACUGGGGCCAGAGCUAACCACCCCCCCCCCCCAAAGCUAGUUGGAUGCACACCUAACGCUCGGGGGCUUUUGAAGACGGAAAAUGCACAUGAUCCGGGUUUUCCAUUUCCCCUGUUGCACUCACCAGAGCUGGGUAGCGACUGUCCCCUCUGAGACCACUCCUGCUGUCCUCACACCCCACUGUUGGACGCCCUGCCUGGAGCCGUUUGCAUUUGGAAGCCCUGACUUAAUCAGAUUCUCCCCUGCUCUGUCUUACAGCGACAUUACUCCUCCCGGAGAACCACUGACCAAGAACAGCCGACCCAAAGCGGCUUCCCGCUUCCCCAAGCUGUCCCGAGGUCACCCCAGAGAGACACGCAACGUGGAGCCCCAGAGCGGCGACCUCUGACCUCAGCAGCAUCCCAGACUCGGGCCCUAUGUGCCACGCCAGCUGCCUCUCCCCAGCAGCUCUGCGUCCGGCCUGGCCGCAGCGGCUGGUCCCUUAAUCCCUGGAGUGACAGCCAUGUCCACCCGGUGACCCCCCCAGGGAGCUCACCCUCCCCACCGGCUCCAGGACCCUAAUUAAACUGCUCAGUCUCAGAGGGCAAGGAGGCUCCUCGCUGGACGGCCACACGCACACUCUCCCAGGGCCGGUGCAGGGCAGCGGGAGGGUGGGCGCCAGGUCGAGCUCGCAGCCCGCUGGGUGACGUGCACAACUCUGAGAUUCCGUUGGGUCAGAAACCUUGUCUUGACUCUUUCCCACGUGGGAAUUAGAAGGACUGUUAUUACCCUUUUUCCUUUAAUGUCACUGCCUGCUGUAACCUUUGGACACGUGGGGUACAGAGCGGGAGGUCUUCCCCCUUCCCCUUUCGCUCUCCACCAGUGGUCAUCAGACAACCUGCUGUGGCCCCCGUGGCCAGCAGUGGCCGACGCGGCCUCCUUGUGAAGGAGCCCUUAGCGAUGCUGAACUGGGGUGCUUGCAGCACUUUCCCUGCCUUCCUGGAUUGGCUUCUGGACGUACCGGCCCACGUAGGAAACCUGAGGCCACCCCGGGCCCACGCACACCUCCGUGGGCUUGGUGGCACCUCCACCAUCUGGGCCAGCCCUCGGCAGCAAUCCAGGGACCCUAAGCUGGCCAGAAUCCAGGGCCUUGACCUCACUAGCCAAGAGGCCUCGAGGUCAUGAGAGACAUUCCGUUCUGCAAACCAUCGUGGAAGAGGCCGUGGCCCUGGGGCCUUGUGGUGCUCAGCGUGGUUCCCUGCGAACUUGGACCGUGUCCACUCUGAACAGAUCGUGGUCCUUCCCUAAAGACCCGCUCGUGCUGGACUCUCUACCCCCCACGUGCUCUUGGUGCACCCGGCCCGGGUUCUUUGAUUCCCCCAUCUCAGAGCAGGCCCCGUGGGCUGGGGCGGAGUGGGGAAGGGGCUGAAAAGGAGCAGCUCUGCCCGGCUCACGCUCCACUGCUCCCACAUCAGAUCACCUGAGAACCAGAGCCCUUUCACAGUGUCAACUCCCAGAAUCACACAACUGUCAUGCUCAGCUGGUGCGUAUAGUCACGCGGAGCUUGCGCCUUCGGGGGAAAUGCUGACAUACUAGAUCAGAUGUGAGACGGAGCAGGAGGAAGAUGGGGCUUGAGGUGUUUGUGAAAAAUGGCCAGUGGAAGGCUGACAACGUCCGCCUCCUGGGGCUGCUCGAGUCAGCCUGAGACUUGGCAAGCCACCCGGUAAGCAUCGAGCCUUUUCCCAGUGGAGGGGAACUCUGGAAGGUCUGCGUCCAACCCCCUGCUCGCCAGAAGGAAACGGAGACCGUGGACACACAGCUCUGCAGGGCAGCCGAUGGGCCCGAACUGCUUGUGAGGGGACGUUCAGCUAGGUGAGCCAGGCCCCGGUCCAGAACGAACGCCCUGUUGACAGCGGUCGGAAGCCAGAGGGGCCCCGCCGUCAGCUCCUGGGGGUUCAGAGGCCCUGAGACGCCAAGUCCCCGAAUGGCACCACGGGGUGUUGUUGGCCAAUGUGCCCACUGCACAUGCCUUGCUGUCACCUCCAGCCCCCACGGUGCCAGGCGGCCCCCGUCGCUUGCUGUGCCAUCGGAGUCCUCGUGGACUGAAUCGGGGACCAUCUGAAAGCUCAAGCAGCCCCAGGCCUGCCUCCACCUAGGUCAGUUGGAGGCAGGUGUGUGGUGCCCACAGAGGGACGGUCCUGCACUGCCGGCCUGGGAGCAGAACCCACCCCUGCGCUGUCCCCUGUUUGCAUCAGAUACGGAGUGGAGCCCCCUGUGUCUGACCACCCCCCGCCCCACACCCCACGCCGCCAUCCCCACCCACGGACAAAGGGUUCGGAUCACCCAGCCUGGUGGGGACCUGACCUGAAACCAGUCUGCGUGUAAAUCUGACCUCACCUUCUCUAACACCCCUCCCAGGAACAGGCUUUGACACUCUGUGCAGGGAUCCAAGUGCCGUGAACUGUACGGACAGAUGCCAGGCCUGGAUAAACACUUACACACUCAACCUCUAUUUACAAAAAGAGAAUCCCUGUCUUUUAAAGCUUAACUCUUCAUGGAGCACAGGCCCCACACACAGACCACCGCCUCUGAUUUCGGUUCAGACAAGCACGUGACACACAACAGCAGCUCCUCCAAGCCUUAACUCUGGAGUCACGGAGAAUGUUCGGCUGUGGUUCAGUCUAUCCAGCUGCUUAGGACCCCCUGCCCUACUGUCUGGUGAGGCGGGAUGGAUGGAGAAGCAAUGGAAUUCUGGUUCCUGGAGAAAGAACCAGAGACCCGGGUCCAGCCCGGUGCAGGCUGGGGUCGGACGCACAAGCCCCCCUCAGCCCCGUGCCCUGUCAGAAGGAAAGAACCAGAAAUCGUUCCUGUCUCCUGGAUCCAGUGAGAUCCUUUGGUGCCUCCAAAGGUGGCAUCCGAGGAAGGGGCGGCAGUGUUCCCCUGGGAGAGGACAUUCUGUCCCGUUACCUUUAGCACCAAUAACGAGGCACAUGCGAGGGCUUUCUGGGUACAGAGGGAUCACCUGACUGAGGUGUAAAGACAGAACCCAUCGUAUUAGGACACCUGGCACGAGAUGGGAACAGAGGGAGGGGUACGGGCCAUGGUCUGUGGACGGGGUGUGACUGCACACGCCGGGCUCUGCUCCGUGGCUUGGCCCUGUGGAGUUCUCGGAGAACCACUCAGAGUUGGCACCGACCGGCAGGUGUGGCUUCUGCCUUUCAAAACAAGAGGCGGCCCAACCUGUCCACACCGCAGGAUGGAUACAGCAGCAGCAGCCCAUGCUGAGAGCCGACAGGCAUGGCCAGCCUGGUAAUUGAUCCACUUUGCGACCGAGAGGCAGGAAACAGGAACGAAGAGCCACCAGGCCAGUUGCUCAGAGAAUACCCUGAUUGCCCAGCUCCCAGAACCCGGGUCACACUAAGUGUCCCCUUUUUCUCUCAGCUCCACAGGGGACAGUUUGCAAGCCUGAGGCCCAGGUCUCUAGGCCUUGAACCGCACCCCACCCCCACUCCACCCGCUCCCCUUCACGUUCGGCACCAGCCAGCCCCCCACACAGAGGCCAGGCCUUAUUCUCUGAGGUCCUGGCAGCCACCCUCCCCGCCAGGCUCUUCCAGAAGCCUUUAUGCUUCAGCCUCUGGCCCCUCUGUACCAGGGGUAGAGCCCGUUCCCGUGAGGGGCUCCGCUCCCCCGGGAACAACUCGCCUUGCCGGGGUGUGGACCUGACACAGAGAACAGGCUCCCUUUUCCCCCCGGAGCCACCAGAGAAAGACACUGCGAGGGCCCCGCCUGUGCAGGAACAGCAGGCUGGCCCGGAAGUGUCCCCGAAGGGUCACACCUCAGGCUCCCUCUCAACCCCACAGGCAGUAAUUGUCUUGAGCUUUCCUCAGUGUCUCACUGGGGCCUGCCACGCGUGGAGGACUCCGGAGGGUCUGCCCGCAGGCAGGCAUCUGCUCUUGAGCGAGGUCUCGCACGGCGAUCAUUCUUCCAAGUAUUUUGCAUUGUUUCAUUAAAGCGAACAUUAAAUAUUUGCUGUUCGGUUUGGCUUCUGUGCUAACUUUGCACAACUGUAGCACUGUAUAUUUUAUCUAACACUUCUGUGCCAGAAAGUUCAUUUCCAUGUUUCUGUAACACGUGGUCUUGAUUAGGUUUCUUAAAUACAACUUCAGCUACGGGCUCAGGAGGCAAGAGGGGGUGAACACUGGUCCCCCCACCCCCCAGGCCCUGCUCAGAGCAGACCAGCUACAGGCUCACCCUGCCGCUACCCCGAUGUCCCCUGACCCAUUCCCCUCCAGGUUUCACCCCUUGCCGUCAGCCUUGAGCCAUUGCUGGGUACGGGCUGGAUUUUUGAUAGCUGGAAGUUAGGCCCAGGGGUCUUUACUUCUGUGUCUAAAUCCCAAUCCCCAUCCUGAGUCAGUUUCCUUAGCGGAAAAAAGAAAUCCGCUUUCUCUGCAAGACGGUUGAGCCUACAGCGUGGAUGAGCACACCCACUGGUCGAACAGGCUGAACUGGUGUCCUGAGGCCCAGGGGGUCAGUUCUUGGGGGCACAUGAAUGCUUCAUCAUAACUGGAAAACCACUACCGACCUGUCCAGGUACCACCCUUCCCAUCGGAACCAGGGCCGGUCUGCUUCCCACCUCGAUGAAUUAAGUGGAGUGGCCACUCCUUCCCCUUGAAGAUUCUUGAUCACCAUCAAGAGAGGCCAUGCAGGGGGGAGGCCCUUGCAAAAACUGGGACUGGGCCAUGGAAGGAUACAAAAUGGCAGAUUGCACAUUUGCACCCAGAGGGGCUGAAAUCAGCCUGGAGAGCAGGAGUUUCCAGGAGUGAGGGGGUGUGGACCUCCUCAGGAGCUUUUAUGAUCAAGGAUUCAUCCUAGGAAGGAUGGCUUUACUCCACAGCCUUAGUGGCACCAUCCCUGGCGUAGUCAUUUGGUACAACACUCUGAUUACCUUAGUAGACACGGAUGUCUUGGAGGAGGGAGAUCUCAGAAUGCAGGAGCCGUCACAUCCCGGGGGAAGGACCCCCAAUGUCUGGGUCCCCGUGAGCCCUCUGCAGGGGGGUAAGAAGGCAACAUAUCUAGAGCCUCGUGCACUGUCUGGACGUGAGUGGGGCUAGCAGGUCACAGGUUGGCUCUGAAACGUGUAAUAGUAUGUUAACUACCCUUUUAUGUUAAAGUUUACACAAUAGAAUUUUUAAACAAAUGUGUUUAAUUUUCUAAAAUCUCUUAUAUUAAAGUUUUCUUUUGGAA